This is a messenger RNA of Pseudomassariella vexata, 4046 nucleotides long. RefSeq lists its product as uncharacterized. The record is from RefSeq and is a predicted model, not a curated record. The transcript has a single exon. Lineage: Eukaryota; Fungi; Ascomycota; Sordariomycetes; Amphisphaeriales; Pseudomassariaceae. Gene Ontology annotation, biological process: carbohydrate metabolic process. Bases 351 to 4046 code for a protein of 1231 amino acids. Gene Ontology annotation, molecular function: hexosyltransferase activity; UDP-glycosyltransferase activity.
CAAAAUAACAGACGAGGCUUGAUGAACACAAUUCGAUUCGAGCAACUAACUAGCAAGAUUCCAUAUUGGAACUUUGGUUAAAAUCAAAUCCAAAUCGACGCAUCACAAAAAUCCUAAUAAUGAGAGGAGUUCGAUAGCUUGGGAAUGAAUUUCUCUCUGCUUUCGCCCAAGAAGUAUGUUUAAGAGGCAAACAUAUGAGCUCACCACACAGGCUAGGCUUUCCCAGCAAUGCUGAGGUAACCACGCCUUACACCCUGAGUUUACCUACAAUGGACGACACAAAACAGUAGAACAUCUGCGAUAUAGAUAGACAACCAACAAACCCAGCUCCAACGGGAGCAGCUGCUGCGAUGCCUGGAAUUGAACUCGACAAGCCCUCUACGGCUCCCAUCGAGGACUCGACCGAAGAGAUCAAGUUCGAGGAGACCUUCCUCAAUGAUGAACCGAAAGCCGUCAUGCGCGAUCAUGAAGGCAAAGUCGCCUAUCCCAAUUUUAUACCGCCGGGCAUCGAUUCACCUGCUUCGCAGAAGACCGAGUCUUCUACGAUGCUCGCAUCUGCAAAGGAUCCCAAAACGGUUACGGGACCCAAGAAAUCGCAUUCCCUACCUCCAUCUAACGCACGCAAGACCCAGCCCACGUCCAAAGCGCUUGAAACCGAGAGACCCUCUCUCGAAGGAACUAGAAAGUUUCUAACCGAUGCGCCGCGACGAGGCGAUUGCCACUCUGUUUCGACAAUCCCCGUCAUCAGGCGCGCAGGCACCAAUGCAUCCAUGCUAAAUCGAGCCUUGUGGGAUCGCAUGGCCCAGGAAGAAGACUCCGAUAGUUCACUUUUGUCCGAUGAGGAUGAUGAGGAGGAAGGCGUACGAGCAGGUCAAGCGGGCAGUCGGCCAAAAGAGCGGACGAGCGAGGACAUGUAUCGACGGUUUCAGGUCGCCAACGACAACUACAAUACCAAGGGCAAAAUAUCCAAAAGAGAUGGACGUCUCAACAUCACGGUCAACGAUACGAGCAAUACGGGAUAUCUGGCCAAGGCCUUGGGAGCGGCUGUGAAGAGGGUCGUGCCCAAAUCAGGUGGCAAAUGUGUACAAGGUAACCGCCCGACUACCUCGAGGCUCUCUUCGGUGACUACUGCUACAUCGGAGAGCAUAGGGCGUCCAAGCCUGAAUAUCGUCAUCAUGGUCAUUGGCUCGAGAGGGGAUGCGCAACCGUUUCUCAAGCUCGGAAAAAUAUUGAAGGAGGACUACGGACACCGAGUUCGAAUCGCCACCCAUCCCGCGUUUCGAGAUUUUGUCGAAAAGGAUUCUGGUCUCGAAUUCUUCUCCGUCGGGGGAGACCCUUCUGAGCUAAUGGCCUUCAUGGUCAAAAAUCCUGGCAUGAUCCCCAAACUGGAGACUGUGAAAGCAGGCGACAUUGGUCGCCGACGAGCGGCCAUGGCCGAGAUGUUCGACGGAUUUUGGCGCGCGUGCAUCAAUGCGACCGACAACGAAAAGGACACCCACAACCUGAAGAUGAUGGGCGAUAGGUCCCCGUUCGUCGCAGAUGCCAUCAUCGCGAAUCCGCCCAGUUUUGCGCACAUGCACUGCGCCGAGGCCCUUGGCAUUCCGUUACAUCUUAUGUUUACGUUUCCUUACACUCCAACGCAAGCAUUUCCUCAUCCCCUGGCGAGCAUCAAGAAGUCCAAUGUGGACCCUGGGUACACCAAUUUCAUAUCCUACCCCCUGGUUGAGAUGAUGGUCUGGCAGGGGCUUGGAGACCUGGUCAAUGACUUUAGAAUCAAGACCUUAGGAUUGGAUCCCGUCUCGACACUGUGGGCACCGGGAGCAACGUAUCGUCUCCAUGUGCCAUUCACAUACCUGUGGAGUCCUGGGCUUGUGCCAAAGCCCGAGGACUGGGGCGAAGAGAUUGACAUCUCCGGAUUUGUGUUCUUGGAUCUGGCGUCUUCCUUCGAACCUCCGAAAGAUCUAGUCGAGUUUCUCGACGGAGGCGAUAAACCGAUCUACAUUGGCUUUGGUUCCAUUGUCGUGGACGAUGCUGAUAAGUUUACCGAAAUGAUUUUCGACGCGGUUGAGCGAGCGGGUGUACGAGCACUUGUGUCCAAGGGGUGGGGCGGACUUGGGCAAGACAAUGUCCCCGAUACCGUUUACAUGCUUGGAAAUACUCCACAUGACUGGCUCUUUCCCCAAGUGAAAGCUGCCGUCAUCCACGGCGGUGCCGGCACUACUGCGAUUGCGCUCAAGUGUGGUAUUCCAACGAUGAUUGUGCCCUUCUUCGGCGACCAGAACUUCUGGGGCUCCAUGGUUGGCAGUGCCCGUGCCGGGCCGGAUCCUGUGCCCUACAAGAAAUUGAAUGUCGAAAAACUUGCGGAAGGCAUCAAAUUCUGUCUCACAGACGAAGCCCGUGACGCGGCGCAAUCUAUUGCUAGGGAUAUCGAGCUGGAAGGUGACGGAGCUAAGAACGCAGUCAGAUCAUUCCACCACCACCUGACACUAAGCGGUGAGCAGUCGAUGCGCUGUUCGGUACUGAGUGAUCGCGUUGCAGUCUGGAAGGUCAAAGAUACAAGCCUUAAGCUCAGCGCCUUGGCUGCCGAUAUUCUUGUUGAAAAGGGGUACUUAUCCUGGCGCAAGCUCAGACUCGUUCGUCACAAGGAAUGGAAUGAUUUUGAAGGCCCUGGUGAACCACUUACAGGUAUAGCCGGCUCCCUCAUGGGCACGGUGGGUGAUUUCUUCGGCGGCUUUGGCAGUGUUCCAUAUCGCUUAGCCAAGACAUCCAACAAGCGCGCCGAGCGGAAGAAGGCGAGGGCAGAGAGGCAUGCGGCCAGGCGAAAACGCAAAUCGCAGCAGAAGAAGAACAAGAAGGUACAUGAGCACAAACUCAACAACAACAUAGUAACCGCCAACGAUUGUACAGAUGCUAGUGGGUCUGCUGGCUUUCCCUUCCCUGACGCACGCAUCGAGGCUAAGGACCAGGCGCCUGGUCAAAAAACACACCAGCAGAUUGAAUCAGUGCCAAAUCCCGACAUUUGCCUUACCGACACCGAAACGCCAGGAACCGGGGGUACCGACAUGUCGGUUGAUGACAAUCCGGCAGAAGAAUAUGCGAAUGAUUUCUCGGAAGGCUUGGCCAAAUCCGGACGUGCUAUUGCUCAUGCCCCGGUUGAUCUGUCAAUGGCCAUUGCUCAGGGUUUUCACAACGCUCCUCGAUUAUACGGUGACGACACUGUGAGACGGCCUCCGCGUGUGACAGGCAUGCGCUCCGGUCUGCGCGCCGCCCGAUCCGAAUUCUUUUACGGUGUCUAUGAUGGCGUUACGGGCAUCGUGCGACUCCCUGUCAAAGGAGCAAAAGAAGAUGGAGUUAGGGGUGCUCUUGCAGGGGUCGGCAUGGGGAUCGGCGGUUUCGUCCUCAAAGAUUUGGCGGCCUUGGCCGCGCCGUUCGGGUACACAUUGAAGGGUAUUGCCAAACAAAUUGAGAAACAAGGCGCGCCUAUUAAGUAUAUCAGGCGUGCUCGCAUCGUUCAGGCCCAACGCGAGAUGUUUGGUAUGUCCGAGGAAGAGCGGAAGGCGCUAUCGCAAGAAGUAUACAAGGGCUGGGAUGUAAUGAGGCAGCUGUCUUCCGUUAUCAUGCGCGAGAACAGCAAACGGGGGCUUAUGGGUCAUCUUGAGGUGUUUGGUGGGAAGAGGGGGAAAAAGGGACAGCAACUUGGUAAAUGGGGCAUGGGUAGGGCGUUCGAGAGCGUACAAAUCGCGGAAAAAGCUAUAGCCGCUAUCCAGCGGGGAGAGAAUGUGGAGGAUGUGCUGGGCAAGGAGACGAAGCCUGAGGUCAGCAGCAGUACUAAUAAUAAGAAGAGUGAGGAUACGAAACGGAAGAGUGUGGAUACGCACAAGAGCGAGGAGAGGAGGGUUUUAAAUCAAGAGACCACAGUCAGGAAUGAGAUUCAGGAUGAGGCGGAAAUGAAUGCGAGGAGGGCUGUUGAAGAGGACGUUGAGACCGAGGGGGCGCCGGGGCAGAGACAAGAUGCUACGCCGACGGAGAUAUAUCCUGGUCACUAG